GCUCCAGGGUGGCCUGGGCCCGAGUGCUCUCAGGGCUCGGAGAGGCCGGCACCCCGGAAGGAGGAUCAUGUGGCUGCCCCCCGCUCUGCUUCUCCUCAGCCUCCCAGGGUGUUUCUCCCUGCAGGGCCCCGGGUCUGUGAGAGGCAGGGAGCGGGGCUCGCUGACCGUGCAGUGUCGCUAUAACCCACUCUGGGAGACCUACGUGAAGUAUUGGUGUCGAGGGGCUCACUGGGACAGCUGCAACAUCCUUGUUAGAACCACUGGCUCGGAGCAGGAGGUGAAGAAGGGCAACGUGUCCAUCAGGGACCAUCAGAAGGACCGUGUGUUCACCGUGACCAUGGAGGCGCUCACGCGGGGCGAUGCGGGCACUUACUGGUGUGGGAUUGAGAAAACCGGACUUGACCCUUGGGCCCAAGUUGAAGUGACCGUUGGCCCAGAGGGGACACUAAUGAACACACAGUUCGAGAUAAUUGGCAACAACCACACAGAGGUCCCCGGCUCCUACAGCAGGACCCACUACAUGCUCCUGGCGUUCGUGAAGGUGCCGAUCCUGCUCCUUGUGGUGGGAGCCGUGCUCUGGCUGAAGCCGCCUCGGCAGGCCCUGAGCAGCGGUGCGGGGAGCCCGUCGCUGCCACCUUGUCCUCUGGACGUCUGACCCAGACCCGGCUCCGCAGAGAGACAGAUGCAAAGAAACUCCCAACCCUGGACCCGGUUCCAGCGGAGACAGGGCUCUGGAGCCUGGGAGGAGGCAGCGUCUGAGGCCAGGCCCUGGGGCUGCCCAGCACCCUCCCUGCCCUGUGAGCUCAGGGACACAGCCAGGGGCCGUCCAUCAAGUCCCAACAUCUCCUCCUGGAGGCCCACCACCUCGUUCCCCCUGCUGUGGGUAGCAAGCCUUUGGGGCCACACACACCCCCCACCAGGCUUGGGCCCAUGGUCCUGAGCUGUUGGGUGGAGCCCGAGUGUGGACGGCCGUGUCCCCACUGUGCUGGAGGAAUCAGGGCCCAGGGCCAGGACCCCAGCACAGAGACAGCAGCAGGGGGGCGGGGGGCGGUGGGGGAGUGAAGCAGAGGGCUGGCGACAGACACAAGGAAAGACAGAGAGAGACGCAGAAGGCGCAGCCGGCCCAGUCCCUGGUUCCCGCCGUUCCUGGGAGCAGCUCCCAGCACACUCCUCUCCAGCUGCUGGAGAUGUCGCUAAAGCCCGUGCUUCCUAAGCUAGCUGGGUUGGUUUUGAUGGUUCGUGCUCAUGAGGGCCCUGACUGAGGCACACACCCAGGAGGGUGAUUAUGGGGUGAGCUCCCGUACUGGGGUGAGAGGUCAGCCAGUGCUGGGCUUGCUCCUACCUGCCCCCUCUUCCCUGCCCACCCCCCUCUCCACCCCUGCCCACCCCUUCUCCCCACCUCUUCUACACCUCCUCUUUCUCCCCCCCUCCUUCUCGGGCAGCCCCCCAAGCUCCCUGCCCCUACCUCUCAGCAUGGGCUUCCUGGGGGCUGUAAUUUGGGGUCUGGCCUUCACUUCUCCCACUGCUCAGCUCCCCUCCCGCCCCCCGGGGCUGCUGGGCCUCAGAAACUGCCUCAAAGUAGGGAGGGCAUCAUGGAAAGGUCUGAGGGAAAUGACACCUCUUGGAAAUAAUGUGGUUUAAAUAGGUUCGUUAGAACAGUCUCGGGAGCUACGACCCUCUCUGAGCCGAAGUUGUGUGAUCGUCUCCAUCAUGAAAACGUUUGCGCAAGUGACCUGCUCCUGCGGGCGCCUCCCUCGGGCCACCUUGGGCUCAGUCGCCUGGGGACGGGGUCACGCGAGGAGAAGCAGUCCCACUUGAGAUGUGACCCCCACACACCGCCCCCCGGCUUUACUGGGUAUCACUGACAAAUAAAAUUGUGUGUUUUC
Molecule: messenger RNA, 1886 nt
Organism: Talpa occidentalis (Iberian mole)
Lineage: Eukaryota; Metazoa; Chordata; Mammalia; Eulipotyphla; Talpidae
Gene: CD300LB
Product: CD300 molecule like family member b
Exons: 4
Coding region: 68-655 (195 amino acids)
Cellular component (GO): plasma membrane
Molecular function (GO): transmembrane signaling receptor activity
Source: RefSeq, a predicted model, not a curated record